AUGGUUCUUGAUCAAUGUGCCAAGAGAAUUAUGCAAGCACGUGAACGAAGUGUUCAGUUUCUAACACGAUGGCUAACAUAAUGAUCGUGCUAUCACAUCUAAUUAUAAUCAUGCGGAUCAUAGCAGAAGUCAACAGCCGUCAUGCGAUUUCGCCGCCAAAAAACUAUAUAAUGGCUAGUGAGGACAAACGAUGGGCUAGUAAUCAAAUAAAGAAAGCAGAAAAUAAAUGUGAAGAAUACAAACAGUAUGCCUGCCAGUACCAAACACCCGAUAGAAAAUAUUCCGAUAAAGAUCCCAUACUGAACGGAGAAUAUGUUUCUGAAGGGAUGCUUCCUCAUAUGGCGUAUCUAUACAUUCGCACGGAAAAUACAAUCCUCCAGGUUAAGAUGAAUUCCAAGUCAAUUGCUGAAUGUACUGCUUCGUUGAUCAGUGAGAAAUUUGUGCUAACAGCUGCUCAUUGUAUUAGCUUUAUAGUUCCUGGCAUGGAAGUAAAAAUCAAACUAGGAAGCGUAUACAAAUCGAAUGAUGGUACAGGUCAAUGGUACGGUGUCGAUUACCUCUACAAACACCCGUACUACAAUCAUGAAUACUCGCUUCACGAUAUUGGCUUGAUAAAACUAUCAGAAACAGUGCGUUUCAAUUUUUAUGUGAGGCCGAUAUGUUUGAGUACAAAUUACGAUACUAGGCAGUACAGCAGUGCCACUGCCGCAGGAUGGGGUUGCACUGAAUAUGGAAAGACUGACUGCCUCAAAAUGGUUGAGUUACCCACCAGAGAAUCGACAUGUGACUUUAUAUUUCAAAACAAAAGCCAAACAUACUACGAUGUUGCCAAAUUAUACACCAUUUGUGCCGGAGGUACAUUAAAAGACACGUGCCAAGGUGACUCCGGAGGACCGCUGCAAGUUCAAAUAAACAAUGCGUGCCCAAACACUUAUGCACAAAUUGGUGUAACUGCAUCAGGAGCGGGCAACUGUUCGUUGAGCUCCAGUUUUAAUAUCGGUAUUUACACCAAAGUUGCACCUUACGUUCCUUGGAUUGCUAGCAUUGUUUGGCCAUCGUAAUCCGGCGAUCCUGGAAACCGUACGAGCACCGGAUGAUUUCAUCCACCAACACAUUUAAUUUGAUGUAAACGCAUCAUAUGUAUUUAAGGAAAAAUCCAAUGAGGUAUUCGUACAAUUGAUGAAAUUUAACUUAUUUAAAAAUACCAAAUGUUCAACAAAAUAUGUACAAGUGAUCAGAGUUGAGAAAAUAUUUUUUUUCAACAACUCUCUGAGUGGACUCUUUGUUUGAUUUUUUUCAAAAUGUGAGUUGAAAAUAUCGUGAAAUUACGAUAUUUUUUCGAAAGCUCUGAUCCGACUCUCUUCAACUCCUUUCAAAUCUUUUUUCAUACUCAUAUUCUUCAUUUUGAUCAUAAGUAAGCGAAAGAUUGUAAAAAUUUUCAAAUAGGAGAAUGUACAGAAAAAUUAUGCGGAUUACGAUAGUUGUUGAAAAAAAUGAAUUCCAGUCAUCAGCAGUUACUUUGAAAAUUAAGGAUUCUCUCAAUUCCCUCAAAAUGAUAAUCUAUGUAUUUUAAAUUUGAAUUUGAAUUUAGUAGUAGAAGAUGCAGAUGGAAACAAAAGGCUAAGUUGAUGAAAAUUAUACCUAAUAGGUACAAAAAAAUCUUGUCAUUUAAAAAAUUUCUCAGUUUCCUCUCACAUUUUUGAUUGAAGGAUGUAGUUUUUUUGAAAACUGCAUACGAAAAAAAGAGUAGCCUGAGCGAAGCGAUAGCAAAAGCUUUUGAAAUUUUAUAAUUCAAGACUGAAUGAACACUGAACAGAAGAAUGUAAAUAAUCAUACCUACUAAAAUUUUAAAAUUCAGAAUGUGGAGAUAGAUUCUGCACAUUACGAUGUACUUUUACAAGCACAUCUCCAUGUAUAAGAUUGUCACAUGCGCUAGCUACCUACUAAAGGCCUAGCAGUACCUAGCUUCUGAGAGCUUCGUAGGUACCUGGCGACUUACCACCUUGAUACCUACUUUUCGGACACUGAGUGUAUUUACGUAUUACAACACAGACAUUCAUCUUAAUAAUAAUUAUCUUACGAAAUAAGAAAGAUCUUCAGUUGUUAUUGUAUUGUUUAUUUUAUCAAGUACAAAGUAAUAACUUA
This is a messenger RNA of Planococcus citri (citrus mealybug), 2145 nucleotides long. Its product is annotated as coagulation factor IX-like. Lineage: Eukaryota; Metazoa; Arthropoda; Insecta; Hemiptera; Pseudococcidae. The record is from RefSeq and is a predicted model, not a curated record. The transcript is spliced from 7 exons. Gene Ontology annotation, biological process: proteolysis. The coding region runs from base 69 to 1061 and encodes 330 amino acids. Gene Ontology annotation, molecular function: serine-type endopeptidase activity.